AUGGCAUCCACGGCCUCCCAGAAUUUCAACUCGACCGCUCGCCCUUUCUCCUCAACAACAAACUCCCGAAACGUUCCCGUCUUUCACAACACCUCGCAUCCGACCUCGAACACCACGACGACCACGUUUCCUUUCGACGAUUUCGAACUCUACGAGCCCGCCGUCUACCACAAGGCAUUGACUAUCCUGCAGCAAUCUGCAAAUUCGGAUACUACCGAGUCGUUCCCGAACCCCCGUACCAGGCUUCACAACCCGACGCCGACAACCGCAGCAUCCCAGAACGGCUUUGCCGUGGGCGGCGGCGAACAUCAGACGACCUCUGGUGGCGGUGUGUCGAACUACGACUGGCCGACAUCGAUGUACCACCCUCAUCUCUCCCACAAUAGCAUGGGCGGUCCUGUCGCGGCGCAGAACAAGGGAGUAAAGAGAGCGAGGAGUCAUCAACGCACACCCUCGGCCUCAACAAUCGGCUCCAACGGUCCUGCCUCACCGUAUAUGUCCACCGGAUCCUACCCUGGCAUCGUGAACUCGGAUUUCGCACCGCGCUCGCCCGCAUACUACGCUGACCAAGGCUUACCGAAGCACCUUCCAACACCUUCUCAGACUCCAACCGACAGCGCGUUCUCCAACGCGGGAUAUAUAUCUAGCCAAGCAGCACAUCUGCCGAACGCUCAUCUGGCAAUGAAAGAUUUUGGUAUGAACCAUCACAACCCAGAAGACUACAACCCAGACUUUGCCCCUCCAUCACGACAAUCGAUGUCGAGUUACGGCAACGACUCGCCAGCUACGCCCCAGUCGGGCGUUGGCGACGACCAAAAGCAGUAUAGUUUGCCUCAGAAUGGUGAGCUUGAGGCAGACAGGGCGCUUGAUAUGCUCGAUUACUUACUCUUCGUUGAAUCAGAUUACAACCAACCUCAGCAACGACAAAACAACCCGAACGUCCAGCUUUUUCGGACAGAGUCGCAAGCAUACCAGGACGAGCUGUACAACCCGAACGCAAUGUACAAUCCUCAACCGGCUAAAGCUUCUAAUUCAUACCUCUCCCCAAACCCACGAAACUUGAUCAACGAACGACUGCAGACCGCAAACUUGGCUCGCUCUGCAUCUCCAGCUUCAGCGAUGUCGAGAGAGCGCUCACCAUUCAGAGACGGCUCUCCUCUGGCUCCAUCAAAAGACUGGAGAUCGCAAGGUGCGCCAGUUGGCACAGCUGCGAGUAUGAGGCAGCAGCAGAAGCAAGAGGCCGCAGAUGCGGAAUACGCACAACACCGUGUACAACUCCGGAGAGAACCGACCAAAACAAUUUCUCCAAAAGACGCAGUGCUCGAGUACAAUGAGUCAGAUCAGCCAUCGCUAUUUCAGGAUAGUAUACCCGCAGGCUACGAGCGGCACUUGGGGGGCACGGAGCAGUGGCCAACCAACAACUAUAUGGCCCCGGCUUCCUCAUUCGGCGAUUUGUCCAUGAAUGGUCAGCAGAGUAUGAGCUUCAGGAACGCCACUUCAGCAGAUACAGGGUACUCCGCCACUGGCUUUGACUUUCCACGAAACUUGCCACAGGGGCCCGAGCAAAUGCAAAGCAACCCCUUCCAGUCCAACUACCAGAACGCUGCGAAGAUGAACGAGUUUGCUGAGCAGACACCGGCGUUCCCGGCUAGCAUCCCAUCAAUGGAGACUUCCCACAGUGAUGCUGGUGUCCCGCCGUCCUCUCAAGACAGCAGUGGGCAGACGUCGAUGCCCCAACGACCCGAUGACACCCGUGCCAACACCGGCACUUACACCUGCACGUACCAUGGCUGCUCGCAGCGCUUCGAGUCUCACGGCAGUCUCCAAAAGCACAAGCGAGACUAUCACCGCUCCCAGCAGCAAAUUAAGGACAACGCCUCGACUUCGGGCACCGGCUCUGCAUCGCCGCGUUCGACUGAGUCACCGGCGCCAUCGACCUCUGGCAUGACCUCAGCUGCGAUUCUGGCCCGGAAUUCGCAAGCUGGACCACACAAGUGCACUCGGAUCAACCCCUCCACCGGCAAACCUUGCAGCACCAUUUUCUCGCGGCCUUACGAUCUGACACGGCAUGAGGACACAAUCCACAACAACCGAAAACAGAAGGUUCGCUGUCCGAUGUGUCGCGAAGAGAAGACCUUCUCACGUAACGACGCGCUCACACGACACAUGCGCGUGGUACACCCAGAGGUCGAAGCUUUCGGUAAGCGUGGGCGACGCGACUGA
Molecule: messenger RNA, 2223 nt
Organism: Lecanosticta acicola
Lineage: Eukaryota; Fungi; Ascomycota; Dothideomycetes; Mycosphaerellales; Mycosphaerellaceae
Source: the annotation of a GenBank genome assembly